UCAGAUUCCAGAUCACAUCGUGCUUCCGGCAAAAAUUUGUUUUGACUGAAAUUGAAAUUGUUGAAAACGAACACCAAACAUUGAAACUUCAUGAAUAUAUGAACUAAAUUUGACAGCAUGGACGAGUUGACAGCUAAACUUGCCUGUGACUUUUCUGUCAGUAGUGAUCCAAAUAGCACAGCUGCUGUUCAUCCCAGAUUUUCACAGUACAAAAGUCGAAAUCGCAUUGACCAGGAAACCAGAAGAAAUAGGAUAUUAGAAGAACAAAAGAAGCACAGAUUUGAUUAUUUGAGUCAUGUGCGGAACCUUUCCGAGGGACAAUGGGAUAACGCUGAUGCAGAAUCUGUUGACUCUCAGGAAUCAAUGGAUAUUCAAGUCACAGAGGAAAAUGUCAAUAUCAGACGUCCUGGGAAAUAUUAUAGAAAUCAGUUAAUGUAUUCUGAAUGGUUAGUAGAAGUACCAGAUGAUUUUAUGGAGAAUUAUUUAACAGUUGUGUGUCCUGUUGGUAAAAGAUGUUUGGUGAUAGCUUCACGGGGGAAGACAACUGCAUAUGCUAAAAGUGGCUACCAGGUGGCUCAGUUUAGGUCACACUUUCCUGGUGGUAACAAAAGCACUUUUAAAGAUAAUGCUAUUCUUGACUGUAUAUUUAAUGAAGCUGAGGGUAUAUACUACAUACUAGACAUUAUGUGUUGGAAAAAUCACCCUAUUUAUGACAGUGAGACUGAAUUCAGAUUUUUUUGGUUGAACAGUAAAAUGUCAGAAACAUCAGAAGUGAUGACAAAGUCAGAGGGUAAUCCAUAUAGAUUUUUGCCAUUGUCAAACUGUCCGCCUUCAAAAGAAGCCAUUGGUGCAGCAGUUGCAGGAGCUGCAUUUGAGGUGGAUGGAUUGUUAUUUUAUCAUAAGAGAACACAUUAUACAUUUGGUUCAACUCCUCUUGUAGUCUGGCUUAAACCAUACAUGCUUCCUGAAAUUCUGGGCAUGACUGUUCCAGAAAAACUAGCAGCACAAAAACCUGAUAAUUACACUACGUAUGCUGCUCAUAUGGAACAGGUUGCCAUAGACAAGGAAAAAAAAGAGGCAGAAAUUAAGGCUAAAAAGGAAGCAAGACAAAAAGAGUUUAAGGAAAAAGGAGAAAAAAUGGAAACAACAGGUGAAAAAGGGAAUAAAAAGAAAGGUAGAAGAAAUAAUAGACAGCAUCAACAGCAGAAUCAAGGCUACAAUUACAGUGGCUAUGGUUACGGUAAUCAGGAUUAUUAUGGACAACAGGACUAUUACUAUGACGACCAAUAUGGAAAUAAAAAGGAAGAUGAAAUGGAACUGAUGCAGUCUGAAUGGAUGACAGCUUUACCAGAGAAAUUUGAGACAGAUUGGUUUAUGAUAGCUUGUCCAACAGGAAAAAGACAAAUGGUUAUGUCUGGAAUGGGUACAACUUGCUCACAGAAUAAGAUGGGGAUGGUGAUGGAUGAAUUUAGAUCCCUUUUUCCUGGAGGCAAUCCUAGUAACAGCAGAGGUUCAUGUAUCCUGGAUUGUAUAUAUAAUAAAAGUGAGAACACAUUCUAUAUUAUUGAUGUCAUGUACUGGAAAGAUCAAAGUCUACAGGAUUGUGAGGCUGAUUUCCGAUAUUUCUGGCUGAAACAAAGACUGAAUGAUGAGAGACUAUGGUUGGAUAAAGUUUCAAAGUUAAAUGAACACAAUUUUGUUAUGGUAAAUGAUGUUCCAUGUACAAAGAAGGCAAUAGAACAGGAAAUGAAUACUGUAACAUAUCAGAUUGAUGGAUUAUUAUUUUACAAGCGGUCAUCUCCAUAUAUAAAUGGUGUGACAAGUGAUUGUUUAUGGUUGAAGCCUCACAUGUUGCAGGACUUAAUGGAUGAAGACAUCAAAAUUCCAGAAUUUCAAUUAUCAAGAAGACCAGAAUUGUUCAAAUUUGAAGAACACUUAGAGAAAGUGAAAAAAGAAAAAGAACAAGUAAAAAAUAAAUCAAAGCCAAGAUGGGCAAAGAAGCCUAAGGCAAACAUUAGUCAAUUGGUAGAUGAAAUUAGUCAGUUAUACAUUGAGAAAAGAGGUGGGAAUAUACCGGAAGGAGUUGUAUACAAUCAACCGCAACCUGGGCAAGAGUUUAAACUAGGUGCUAUUGGAACUGGGAGAGGACGUGGCAGGGGUAAAAAACCAAUAAUCAGCCCUGCUAGAUUUAAUCCUGACCAGUUCCAAAGACCUGGGAAUUAUGUUGGGGCAGAGGAUUAUCAGUAUGAUGGAGAAACAUUUGCUCAUUUAGGAGGAUACCGCAAUCCAAACACUGAUCUGGGCGUAUUAGAUAUGCCGAGGGGUGAGGAGGUAGCACAUCUUGGAGCCUUUCGUGGCUAUGAUGAAUGUCCUGACUUAUACAAUUACCAAGGAUAUGACUAUACAUGGGGUGAUCCUUCAGGGAUGGGUUUAGGGUUGGGUAUGGAUAUGGGUGUCGGUAUGGGUAUGGGUAUGGGUAUGCAACAGACAAGGAAGAAAGGCAUGGGGAGGGGCAUGCUAGGACUCGGAGUCAGCAUGGGUACGCCUCAGUACAAUAUGUGGGGAUACAGCACUGAUAAUAAAAAGACAAGAGGAAAAGGUAGAGGUGGACUACUUUCUGACUAUAAGAAAACACAUAAGUGAAAUUUACAAUAUACCCUGUUUUUUUAAGUUGCAAGAAUGAUUGACGAUAACUGAUAUGUUUACCGUAUGCGUAUCUGUUAACGAUUUGUUAAAUUAUUUUAACAUCAUGAUAUGUAUUGAAAAAUUAUGCUUUGUUUAAAAGUUGAGAAAUGAAUUUCAUCUAAACUUUUGUAUUUUGAAUUAGACAUUUCAGUAACCAUAAGAAUUGGGUAUUUCAUAAUUUUAUACAAGUUAUAAAAAAAUUUCCGACUGGAAAUUUUCAUAUUGUUGUGGUUAGCUAGAGCUGUGUAUAUUGAUUGUGUAGAAUAUUUCUAAAACGUGUGCUUAUGAAUUUAUUGACGGAUGCUAACUUUCAUGUACUUUCAUGAUUAUAGAUUUUAUCCUAAAAUUUUCUUGAAAAAAAUUCAAUGUAUCUACAUUCAAAAUUUUAUUUAAAAUGUAUAUUACUGAACUUUUAAAAAGAAAUUUGGGGAGCAAGUGAGGGGGUAUAAAUAGAAGCAUUAUUUUAUAAUAUAGUAUUAAUGUAUGGACUUUUUCAUAUUGGCCCUGUAACAUGCCCGAGGUGUUAAUAAUGGCCAAGGAUGGUUGUAAUGGCCCUGAGGCAACGCCGAGGGCCAUUACAACUGUCCGAGGCCAUUAUUAAUAUCAAGGGCAUGUUACAGGGCCAAUAUGAAAAAGUCCAUAUAUUGAUACUUUUAUUAACCAACUAUAAUGGCAACUUCAUUCAAGAACAGUCUUCGAGUCUCGGAUACAAAAUUAUACAGCUAUCCACACACUACAACAGGACCAGUACAGAAAAGCCCGUUUCAUAACAUUUCUUUUUUAAAAAUGGUUUUAAUUCUUCGAUUAAACAAAGAGUAAGAAACUUACCGUGAAGAAGAUACAGGAAUUUCAUAGCUGAACUUCAACUUGUCUUUUCGCAUGGAAUUUUAGUCAACAUUGUCAUUGUGACUGUCAGAUGUAAAUUCUGAUUUCUCAUCCAAGUACUUAAUUUUAUGCUAUUUAAUAUCAUUUCAUCUAGCAAAUAAAAAGUAGCUGGGAAGAAUAAAUCAGACAGUUUAACUAUUUUAAGUCUGCAUUCUGAGGAUUGAACAACGGAAAUAAAACAGUGAUAAUAAUCGGAAGUCGUACUCGAAAAAGGCUGUGAAAUAUUUCCGUUUUAAGUCGUUACAAAACAAUGUCAUUUAAACUUGUUUUUAUGAAAUUAAGUUUAAAAAAGAAUAAAAAAAUGUCACACUUAUUUAAAGAAAUAAAACGACAUUUUGAUUUAAUCGAUGUCCCGUUUCAUCUGUUCAUAAUGCAUGACUGUGAUUUCGUAAUGCACGGGUGUGAUUUCGUAAUGCAUGACUGAGAUUUCGUAAUGCAUGACUGAGAUCUCGUAAUGACUGGCUGCAGCAAUUUCUCCGUUCAUAAUGACCAGAUGUCGAAAUUUUCCUUUUAUAAAGCAUGGGCAUUUCUAUACAUAUUGUAGUAAGUUGGUUAAUAAUUGAAAAUAAAGUCCAAUUAUUGAUAAAUGAUAAUGGAUAAUCAUUGCACACACAUUUUUGGAUCAUUAUAUUUAAGCAUCAAUCUUGCCUUAACACAUAUAUAUAUUCACCUCUACAUCUUAGUUUAUAACAUAAGUAGAUCUUUCGCGUAAUGCUGAUGAUAAUUUUCAAGUUUUAAUGAGAAUAUCAUACAUUUUUAUUAAUAAUUCAUAGAAUGUCCUAGUCAUUAAAUAUCUUUAUUUAAAUAUUUAUAGCUGGUUUGAUGUAUUGCAUUAUAAAAUCAUUUGAUUAUUGGUAAAACUGAAACCCUUUUUAUUAUGGGAGAUCAAUGUAUUAUCAUGUCACUCAUAAUGAAUUCUGAAUGAGAUGUACAAUAAAUGCAAUUUAAUGAGAACAUUAAAAUCAAAUUUAUAAAGUUUAAAUAAUUAUCACACUUUUAAGAGGGAUGAUUUUAUGUAUACAUAUGUUUUAGAGAAAAAUAUAAUUUUGUCAUGUGUUCAUGGGGAUGACUUUAAUUAAGAGAGGAAAUAGUGUAUUAUUUCCAUAUUUUUUCUGUUUUUGUUGGUGCUGAUUAGAUAAAGUAAGUAUUGA
Mytilus trossulus (common blue mussel) is the source of this 4721-nucleotide messenger RNA. RefSeq lists its product as uncharacterized. The record is from RefSeq and is a predicted model, not a curated record. Lineage: Eukaryota; Metazoa; Mollusca; Bivalvia; Mytilida; Mytilidae. The transcript is spliced from 15 exons. Gene Ontology annotation, molecular function: nuclear import signal receptor activity; protein binding. Gene Ontology annotation, cellular component: nucleus; cytoplasm. The coding region runs from base 118 to 2643 and encodes 841 amino acids. Gene Ontology annotation, biological process: snRNA import into nucleus; protein import into nucleus.